AUGAAGUAUUACAGUAAGUCCUUAGACAUUUUGAUGAAAUCACCAGUCACGGAUGAAAUGAUCCAAUAUUUGACAAAAGUGACAUUAAAGGUCUUACCAAAUAACAAGUACAACAAUACCGUCUCACAACACCACUACCCAUCUCCACCAAGUAGUCCCAAUGAACUUAAAACUUUCCAACAACAACAAAGGUUACCAUCUCUUAGAACCUUCAUCACUCGCUUAGUUAGAUACACUAAUGUUUACACACAGACACUAUUGACUACAGCCUGCUACUUAAACAAAUUGAAACGCAUCUUGCCUCGUGAUGCAAAGGGUUUGCCAUCCACGGUUCAUAGACUAUUUUUGGCUUGUUUGAUACUGAGUGCCAAAUUCCACAAUGAUUCUUCACCACUAAAUAAGCACUGGGCAAAAUACACUGACGGUUUAUUUUCAUGUGAUGAUAUCAAUUUGAUGGAAAGACAACUGCUAAAUCUAUUGAACUGGGAUUUGCGUGUCACUGAAGAUGAUUUGAUUCUUGAUUUGCAAUUUUUAUUAGAACCUAUCAGAGAACAUAUCAUGAAAACAGAGAUUCAAAUCAAAAAGAGAACGCAAAGACAAGCAUUACAACAACAACAACAACAACAUAAAGUAUACCAAGCUACUCGUGUUCCUAUAAGUACAACACCUGUACAUUACAACAAUAUCUCUAUAUAUAGUAGUAAUAACAAGCUACACGAAAGGGAUUGUUCAAUAGCAUCUAAUAUGAGUUCUGCGACAUUAGUAAGUAGCAGCAGAUCCAGCAGCAGGUGUGGGUCUGAAAUUGAUUUGAAUAAAAGGAUAAUAACGCCAAUUCCAUGCAAACUAGUUCCAGAUAAUAAUAUGACAUAUUCUACUAGCACACCAUACAUACAGCACCUAUAA
Molecule: messenger RNA, 903 nt
Organism: Arxiozyma heterogenica
Lineage: Eukaryota; Fungi; Ascomycota; Saccharomycetes; Saccharomycetales; Saccharomycetaceae
Product: cyclin family protein
Exons: 1
Coding region: 1-903 (300 amino acids)
Biological process (GO): regulation of cyclin-dependent protein serine/threonine kinase activity
Cellular component (GO): nucleus; cyclin-dependent protein kinase holoenzyme complex
Molecular function (GO): protein kinase binding; cyclin-dependent protein serine/threonine kinase regulator activity
Source: RefSeq, a predicted model, not a curated record